Messenger RNA from Cuscuta campestris, 1538 nucleotides. NCBI's taxonomy places the organism in Eukaryota, Viridiplantae, Streptophyta, Magnoliopsida, Solanales, Convolvulaceae. The record is from the annotation of a GenBank genome assembly.
AAGUCGCCGUUUCCGUCACCGUCUGGAGAAGGUGCCGCCGCUGAGGAGUUGUCGAGUUUGUCGCUGCCGUCGCCCAAUAUUCCAGCGGCCGUUUCUUGCGAAGAGGAAAAUUGCGAAGAGGAAAAGACAUGCAGUGGUCAGCUUUUCUCCAUUGGUUUGGGCCGCAGUUUUUUUUGGGUGGGCUGGAUAUUGGGCUUAUUUGGUUUGGACAUAUUUAAUAAGUGUGGUGGGCUUGAUUUUCUAACGAAAUUACCAAGAUCUGAAAUUAGUUGUACCGGGUAUCUCGUCUAGUCGUGUGAUAUGGCAGAAGAUGGGAAGUUCCGAAUUGAGAAGUUCGAUGGUACAGAUUUCAGUUGGUGGAAGAUGCAAAUUGAAGAUUUGCUGGUUCAGAAAGACUUGGACGUGGUUUUAGGUGACAAGCCAGAAAAAAUGUCGGAUGCAGAUUUGGCAAGUUUGGAUCGGAAAGCUAUGUCCGUGAUCCGUCUCUCGUUGACCAAGAAUGUUGCGUUCAACAUUCUGAAGGAGAAGACAGCGAAGGGAAUUAUGGACGCGUUGUCUAACAUGUACGAGAAGCCAUCUGCAGUGAAUAAAGUUUUUCUGAUUAGAGAGCUGGUGAACACAAGGAUGAGAGAAGGCACUUUAGUUACCGAGCAUAUCAACAAGUUGAAUUCGAUCUUAGCCAGACUUGCGUCAGUGGGCAUUAAGUUCGAUGAUGAAGUUCAAGCUUUACUACUACUAUCGUCUUUACCUGAUAGUUGGUCCGGAAUGGUUACAGCAGUUACCGGUUCAGUGGGACCUGAUGGAUUCACCUUUGAUCAGAUUCGAGAUCUUGUUCUUGGCGAGGAUGUCAGAAGAAAGAGUUCGGGGGAGUCAUCUGGUGAAUUGCUUCAUGUUGGCAGAGGUAGAAGAAAUAGCAGAGGUAGUGGGAGCAAGAACAGACAAAGGAGUCAGUCGAAGACUCGUGACAGCUCAGGUGUAACGUGCUGGAAGUGCAAGGAGGUGGGGCAUUAUAGGAAUCAAUGCCCGAAUGACAAGAAAGUGAACAUUGCUGAAGACUCUGCGAGUGACGAGGAGGUCGCUCUCACUUGCUGUGAGGAAAGCAAUGUGGAUUCCUGGGUCAUGGAUUCUGGUGCUUCAUUUCAUGCCACCCACAGCGGUGAAGCAUUGCAGAAUCUGGUUGUUGGGGACUUUGGAAAGGUACGACUAGCGGACUACAGUGCUCUUGAGGUGACGGGCAUGGGUGACAUGGUGUUGAAGACCUCAGUCGGUUUCUGGACUUUGAAGGAUGUCAGAGUGGUUCCAGCCUUGAAGAAAAGUUUGAUUUCUGUCAGGCAGUUGGACGAACAGGGACACGAGGUAAAGUUCAGAGAUGGGCAGUGGAAGGUCGUGAAGGGAAAUCUUGUCAUAGCCCGUUGAAAGAAGAGAGGUUCGUUGUACAUGGUCGGGUUACCAUCUGAGGGAGUGACCGUCCCAGUUCAGAAGAGAAACAAAGUCCGGUUCAUAGAGUCUCGUGGGCAGAAUAAGGUUGUCUAUGCAAG